Molecule: messenger RNA, 1982 nt
Organism: Striga asiatica
Lineage: Eukaryota; Viridiplantae; Streptophyta; Magnoliopsida; Lamiales; Orobanchaceae
Source: the annotation of a GenBank genome assembly
CUGUAAUUCUGCCUAAUUAACGAGCUCCCUCUAGUGGUUCACUAAUGGACCUCAUGCCCAAAAGUCAAUACCCACUACCAAAAUAGAUUCUCAAGUGCCGGCCAUUUUCUGGCAGAAGGCAAAAGAAUGAGUGCGAGCGGCAUGCUUCUGAACCCCCGUCCGCACUUCCAUCGCCGCCACUCUUUUAUUCAAUCGGAAAAUCGAUGGCUCAAGUUCACCGGCGAUGCCGCUUUCUCAUCCCCGAAAAAUCUGAAUCGCUCCAACUUUUCAGCUAAAUUUUCAAGAGCAUUCAUAGUAUGCAAGUGUGCGCCGGAAAAUUCACCUCCAGAGCAGCCUUCUGAUCAUGCAUUUGGAUCUCUUGAGAUCCAAGAUGAGAUCUCAUUGAUGACCAUUUUGAAGGGAGCAAACUCUUUUCUACCUCAAGUGGUCCUAGCAAGUACAGUUUUGGCUCUUAUAUACCCGCCCUCAUUUAGUUGGUUCACUAACAGGUGUACUGCUAUUCUUUGCAUAAUUCUUGUAAGCAUGAUGCCAAUUCAAGGCUUAAUUGCUGAAUAUGAUGAGUUGAGAGGAUCAAAAUGUGUAAUUCUGAAGUGGGGAUGGUACUAUGCUCCAGCAUUAGGAUUUUUGAUGUUUGCAGUCGGAGUUAAUUCAAGCGAAAAAGAUUUUCUCAAAGCUUUCAGUAGACCAGCAGCCAUUAUUGCUGGCUAUAUUGGUCAAUUUGUUGUGAAACCCCUUCUCGGGUACUUUUUCGGCACAAUUUCAAUGACUAUAUUUGGUCUUCCGACUUCCUUAGCUGCUGGGAUUAUGUUAACUUCUUGCGUCAGUGGUGCCCAGCUCUCCAAUUACGCCACUUUUCUAACAGAUCCUGAGAUGGCGCCACUUAGCAUUGUAAUGACGUCUAUAUCCACUGCCACUGCUGUUUUUGUGACCCCGUUUUUGUCUUUGUCGCUUAUCGGCAAAAAGCUUCCGGUUGACGUGAAAGGGAUGGUUUCCAAUAUCCUCCAAAUCGUUGUCACUCCUAUUGCAACUGGAUUGCUUUUAAAUAGGUUUUUUCCUAAAAUUUGUAAUGCCAUCCGACCAUUUCUGCCCCCGCUUUCGGUUUUCGUGACGGCUCUCUGUGUUGGGGCCCCACUUGCGAUCAACGUGGAGUCAGUGAUGUCACCUUCUGGGAUUUCAAUCCUCCUGCUCGUGAUUGCAUUUCAUCUUUCGGCUUUCAUUGCAGGGUUUUCUCUCACGGGUAUCAUUUUCCGUGAUUCCCUUGACAUCAAAGCUCUGCAAAGAACUUUAUCCUACGAGACAGGUGAUUAUAAUAAUGUUGACAUCGUUAAAUUGGUGAACGAUGGCAUGCAGAGCAGCCUUCUGGCUCUAGCGCUUGCAAAUAAGUUCUUUCAAGAUCCACUCGUCAGCAUUCCUCCUGCUAUUUCGACGGUAGUUAUGUCGUUGAUGGGAUUCUCUCUCGUAAUGCUCUGGGCCCACAGGAAACAAACUACUCUCCAAUGAAUGAAGGUAUUCGUACCCAAUCAGGUCUGGUUUACUGUUUUCAUAGAGUUUAACUUUCUUGCUCUUCUUUCUCGAAUGUGGAGAAGUGUGUACACUAGCAUACAAAUGGUUCUGGAAGAUUCAUAAAUGGAGAAAAAUUUUUAACUGCUCGGCAGAAAGAUGUAGCAGUAUCAUUCAAGCAAAGAAAUACUUCAAAACAUACCGUAACUGUUAGUUGUAUUUCUCGUUUGGUGUUUCAACAGUGUAUACAGACCUGGAAAUGUGUUUUCCAGCCAAUGUGUAAUGUUUGUUAGGAGUAUCAAGAACCAUUAUAUUAUUUUGUCUGCUGACUGACGUGUUGAGAAGAUCCUAUUGAGGCAGGGUCUAAAGCCGAUAGAUUGGAAAUUUUUCUUUUUAUUUGCCAUGUAAUAAUAAUAACUCUUUCAAUUAUCUUCUACCUUUCAUCCGAAGUGUUGCUGUAUAGAUCUUACGGCUGGGAUUGG